AUGUCCACGCCAUCCAACCCAAACAUCGGUCCCGAUCCCACGAGUGGGACAGGGACACAGACAGAAACAUUCACCAUCCACUACUUCGCAACAGCAUCCCAAUACACCUCCAAAAACACAGAGUCUCUCCCUGCUCCACUAUCACUGUCCGCUCUCUUCCCACUACUAGAGGAGCGCUACCCCGGGAUAACCGAGAAAGUCCUCCGCAGCUGUGGCGUCAGUGUGGAGGGGGAGUACGUUGAUAUUGAGGCUGAUAAGGAGAUCGUUAUUCUGAGCCGCCAGGAAGUUGCUAUUAUUCCGCCUGUUAGUUCGGGUUGA
Molecule: messenger RNA, 318 nt
Organism: Penicillium lagena
Lineage: Eukaryota; Fungi; Ascomycota; Eurotiomycetes; Eurotiales; Aspergillaceae
Product: MoaD/ThiS family protein
Exons: 1
Coding region: 1-318 (105 amino acids)
Biological process (GO): Mo-molybdopterin cofactor biosynthetic process
Cellular component (GO): cytosol
Source: RefSeq, a predicted model, not a curated record